AUGGAAGCAGUCCCUGCAGAUUUCGGCAAACGCGUGUACCAAGGGGUGCGAGUGAAGCACACGGUCAAGGAUCUCCUGGCUGAAAAGCGAUCCCGGCAGAGCAGCGGCUCCCGCUUCAGCGGCAGCACCAGCACAGCACAGUCACCCUUUGGCCAAAUGCCAGGCUCUCCCACCACCGCUGGUUACUACGGCGUGCGCAGACCCUUCCCAUCCGAGCUGGAUUUCCACGGCACCAAGCAGUUUGGCAGCGAUGCCUACCCCUCCCCUCUGGCCUCCAAGCCCUUCUCCUGCGACCCCUCUGCCCCCCAGGGCUGCCCAGCCCUGCUGGAGCCCUAUCUCAGCGAGCAGUUCGGGGAUCACCGUGCUGCUCCUCCUCCUCUCCCGGCUGCCACCAGUUCCUUCUUCAGCGCUCCAGCCGUGCCCCCUCUGCUGCCAUCCUUCCCCGGUGACACGGGACACUUCCUGCUCAGAGAGCCCUGGGAGCAGCCCUCACCCGAGAGCCUUGGCCAGCCUGACAGUGCCUGCUCGGAGCCCCUGCAGGCGCCCCCUGCCACCUCCAGCUGCCUCUCCCUGCCCGAACCCGGAGCUGCUUCCCCGUUCCGAGGCUCAGGCUGGAGCCCAGCCCUCCCUGGAGCCCAGCCCUACCCUCUGCACCCCCUUGAAGACGCCCACUACUCCCCCAGCUACGCUGCCACCUCGCCCUACAGCCUGUCCCCGUUCAUGGCCGUGGCCAGCGAGCCCUCCAGGAUGAGCCACCUGUGCCCAGAGCCACCCUCGGAGCCACCACACCUUCCCGAGCACUCUGCCUGGGCCAAAGAGGAUGGAGGUGCCCUCUGGGGGACUUAUGAAGGCAGGAGAACUUAUUGAGGAGAGAAGAGCUGGAGGAAAGAGAACCAGACCGUUAUAAAGCAAAUUUUACCCUCCUUCCUAUGGUGGUGUUCGCAGGGGUCCCACGAUGAGGGAAGAGAUGAGAAUCUUGACUCCAUCUUUCAGAAGGCUGAUUUAUUAUUUCAUGAUACAUAUUAUAUUAAAAGAAAAUGAUAUCUUAAAACUGUACUAAAAGAAUAGAAGAAAAGAUUUCAUCA
This is a messenger RNA of Zonotrichia leucophrys gambelii, 1085 nucleotides long. RefSeq names its product POU class 2 homeobox associating factor 2 (gene POU2AF2). The coding region runs from base 1 to 867 and encodes 288 amino acids. The transcript is spliced from 5 exons. Gene Ontology annotation, molecular function: POU domain binding; DNA binding. NCBI's taxonomy places the organism in Eukaryota, Metazoa, Chordata, Aves, Passeriformes, Passerellidae. The record is from RefSeq and is a predicted model, not a curated record.